Molecule: messenger RNA, 696 nt
Organism: Neurospora tetrasperma FGSC 2508
Lineage: Eukaryota; Fungi; Ascomycota; Sordariomycetes; Sordariales; Sordariaceae
Exons: 2
Coding region: 1-696 (231 amino acids)
Biological process (GO): biosynthetic process
Cellular component (GO): cytoplasm
Molecular function (GO): isomerase activity
Source: RefSeq, a predicted model, not a curated record
AUGACCUCCUCCGAACCCAUCACCCUCACCUACCUAACCGUCGACGUCUUCACCUCCACGCGCUACCUCGGCAACCCCCUCGCGGUCGUCCUCAUCCCCGCCUCCCUCCGCCCCCAUCUCACACAAGACGUCAAGCAGCGCAUCGCCCGCGAAUUCAACUUCUCCGAGACCGUCUUCCUGCACACGCUGGACGACGAAGCGCGUGAUGGUUUGUCUGUUACAAGCCGGGAGAUCGACAUCUUCACCAUCGAGGAGGAACUCCCCUUUGCCGGCCACCCUACGGUGGGAACAGCGUACUUAGUGCUGAACCAUUUGGGCUGGAAGCACGUCGAUACGCUUGUUACCAAGGCGGGGCCGAUUGCUAUUAGACCGCUGGAGGGAGAGGGGGAGAGGGUCAAGGCUACUAUUCCGCAUGCUGUGCAUGUUCAUUCGCAGACGCUUGGCGGGAUCUUGGGGAGCGGGGAGGUGAAGCCGGAGACGGAGACCAUGAUCAAAGCUUCGCUGUCCGAUGACCCCUAUGCUAUCUACCCGCCAACACAUUACGGCCCUUCCGGGCCUUAUCCUUUCCUCCUCUUCGGCUCACUGAAUGAGGCAGAGAAGCGCUGCAUCAAGUUCCCCAAAUCCUGGGAAAGCCCGGUCGCCUCGGAAAGCGGUGGGACAUCAAAGUUCAAGCGCUGCGAAGAACAAGUACCUUGA